Messenger RNA from Drosophila innubila, 1475 nucleotides. Its product is annotated as nucleolar protein 12. The record is from RefSeq and is a predicted model, not a curated record. Lineage: Eukaryota; Metazoa; Arthropoda; Insecta; Diptera; Drosophilidae. The transcript is spliced from 3 exons. The coding region runs from base 72 to 1403 and encodes 443 amino acids. Gene Ontology annotation, molecular function: RNA binding.
AACAUUCUCCAACACUUAGCGUACAACACGUGAAGUUGAAUCGAAUGCAUAAAAACACAAAAUAAUUCAAAAUGAAAACGUCGAAUGAUAAAUCAAAGAAGAAUGAUGAAUUAAAACCUCAAGAAAAACCACUAAACGUGUCAAAGGGAAGCAAAGCCGUUAAAAAGACUCCAAAAUCCAAGAAACCGAAAGAAAUAAACGAUGCCGUCAAGAAUUCCGUUGCCGUGGAAGCCAAAGAGACCGCAAAGAAUCUAACGGCGGCGGAUAUAGCCAAGAUCGAGAAAAAGAAGGCUAAAAAGCAGGCGCAAAAGGUGAAGAAACAGCUGAGGAAAACGGCACCUGAAACAGAAGAAAAGAAGCCCAAGGUGGAGACAGCGACGAAAACAGCUAAAAAGAGCAAUAGUGCGAGUGAUGUCGCUGAAGAAAAAUCACCCCAGAAACAGGACAAGAAUCUGGACAAGAAACUGGACAAGAAACAGGAGAAGAAAGCAAAACGGAAAGCCAAUGAUAAAAGCAAAGAUAUAGAGAAGCGAGAGAGGGAUCCUGCGGCAGAAGCAGCCACUGUUUUUGUGGGUAAUCUGCCCAUUAACACGAAACGCGUGCAAAUUGGACGUCUGUUCCAGCCUUACGGUACAGUGCAAUCAAUUCGUUUGCGUACGGCGGGUGGCAAGCAAUUGUUUAAGCAUAAACAGCGCAAAAGUGCAGUCUCCUUGAACGCUUACGUGGUGCUCGAGAGUCCGCAGAUUGCUGAGAAAGCGUUGGCGUUGAAUGGCACGGAAUUCAAAGAAUGUCACCUGCGUGUAACGCCGGCAGCCAAGGCCAGUGCUGGACCAGGACCUGGUGGAAAUGAGCAAUCAUCCAACGAUGCCGAUAACAAGCGCACUAUAUUCGUUGGCAAUCUUAAAUACUCGGCUACUGAGCAGAAGCUGCGGGAGAUCUUCUCCAGUUGUGGCGAAAUCGAUUACAUCAGAUGUCUGCAGGAUGGCGAAAAGGGAUGCAAGGGCGUGGCAUAUGUGUGCUUCCAGAAACCAGAUGCAGUGGGUCUUGCUCUGGAAUUGAACGAAACUGUGCUCGAUGACAGACCAAUCCAUGUUGAACGUUAUUUGGUAAAGAAACUGGGUGCCAAGCAGGCAAGAGAUUCUGUGGCUGCCACAAAAUCCGGACCCCAAACGAAGUCUAAGAAUAAACAGAACUCGGCUGGUGCCAAGAAGCGUCUGGACAAAAAGAAACUGAAAGAAAAUGGAAAACCCGCCGAGUCAACUAAAGUUGCAGCUAACAAAAAGAAAUCGGAAUAUCGAGGCGUUAAAGUCGAUGCUAUUAAAAAGAAUAAGAAGCCCAAGAAGAAGACCAAUAAUCAAAUGAGCGCGCUGGCCAAGAAGAUUGCUCCAAAGACCAAGACUUGAGUUAGUUAAUAUGUUAUGAACUUUGAUGUAUAUAAUUUACAAACAAAAUAAUUAAAACGGUCUUUUUAUGGA